This is a messenger RNA of Silurus meridionalis, 2336 nucleotides long. RefSeq names its product polymerase (DNA directed) iota (gene poli). Lineage: Eukaryota; Metazoa; Chordata; Actinopteri; Siluriformes; Siluridae. Gene Ontology annotation, molecular function: DNA-directed DNA polymerase activity; damaged DNA binding. The record is from RefSeq and is a predicted model, not a curated record. The transcript is spliced from 9 exons. Gene Ontology annotation, biological process: translesion synthesis. The coding region runs from base 280 to 2220 and encodes 646 amino acids.
AUUAAAUGUGAUUUAUUUGCAUUUUGUCGCAUCCACUGCGCUUAUUGUAGAAAUAAAUUAGACAUGUAUUAUAUACAUCCUCCGUACCGGCAGGUGGCGCUACACACUACAGUAUCCGAACAUAAUGCAACAAAACAUGCUGGGCUCGUCUCAGUCCGACUCUUCACAUUCUCUAAUCAACAUUUUACUAAAUUUAUACUUCAAUACUUAAAUUUACUAUAAAAUAAAUAUUUGUGUGUGUGUGUGUGUGUGUGUGUGUGUGUGUGAGUGAGAGAGCUGAUGGAGGGACAUGAGGAGGAGGACAGGGACUGGGACACCCUGGACACCGGAUCCCCAGGUGAAGGUGUGGAGGAAGAUCCUCGCGUGAUCCUGCAUUUUGACAUGGACUGUUUCUACGCGCAGGUGGAGAUGAUCCGUAAUCCUUCCCUGAGCUCCAAACCUCUUGGUGUGCAGCAGAAGUACCUGGUCGUCACCUGUAACUACGUAGCGAGAGCUCGGGGCGUGGCCAAGCUGAUGUCUGUGAAGGAGGCGCUGGAGAAGUGUCCUGACCUGGUGCUGGUCAGAGGAGAAGAUCUCACCUUCUACAGAGAGAUCUCCUACAAGGUCACAGAGCUCCUGAUGUCAUACUGCCCCAUGGUGGAGAGGUUGGGUUUAGAUGAGAACUUCAUGGAUGUGACGGAGCUGGUGGAGAGCAGGAGGAAGAACAUGGAUGUCUCUCAGCUCUCCUUUGUGGGUCACGUCUACGGACAUGAUGUCCAAGACGUACCUGUACAGUCCCAUGUGAGUCUGGCAGUAGGUUCAGUGAUAGCGAGUGAGCUGAGGGAGGCACUGUUCUCCAGACUGGGCAUGACCUCCUGUGCGGGUGUGGCUCACAGCAAGCUCCUGGCUAAACUGGUUUCAGGAACGUUCAAACCCAACCAGCAGACCACACUGCUCCCUCACAGCGUCCAACAGCUGCUUCUGGGCCUGAGUGCAGCCAGCAAAGUACCAGGAGUCGGUUACAGGACGGCUGAGAGGCUGAAGGUUCUGGGUGUGUGCAGUGUGAGGGAUCUGCAGCAUGUUCCUCUCAGGCAGUUGGUGUGUGAGUUUGGAGAAGUGAAUGCUAAACGCCUCCAGAGCCUGGCGCACGGUGUGGACCUCACCCCUGUCACCCCCGCCGGCCCCCCACAGUCUCUGAGUGAUGAGGACUCAUUUAAGAAAAUCUCCACACUGUGUGAAGCACAGAGUAAAAUCACAGAGCUGCUGCUGAGCCUCACACACAGAAUGCAUAAGGAUGGCAGGUUGCCUCAGACACUGAGACUGACUCUGAGACGGAGCAGUGCACCGAGUCGCUGGUUCAGUCGAGAGAGCAGACAGAGUCCGAUUCCCUCACACAUCGCACACAGGAUCAUUAACGGCAGCCCGGAGGCAGUGCCCCAGCUGGUUGCCAUAGCGAUUAAACUCUUACAAAAACUGGUGGACGUUCGCGAGCCGUUUCACCUCACGCUGCUGAACGUGUGUUUUACCAACCUCCAGGCCAGAACAUCUACCAGGAACUCCAUCAGCUCCUUCUUCACCUCCACACCCACACACACCUCCACUAACAGCUUUACACAACCACAAGCUUUGUGUGGAAGCAUGAACCCUUCAAACUCCAGACAAUCAUCAUCAUCACUCUCAUCCACAUCAUCUUCAUCCACAUCAUCAUCAUCAUCCUCUCCAUAUUUCCAGCAGCCAAUCAAAUCCAGCUCCACCUUGCCUCCUAUUCCAGAACCUUCUGAUCCCAGGGCAGUUCCCUCACCACCACUCCCCACUGAUGUAGACCCAGACGUGUUCAGAGCUCUCCCUCAACACAUUCAGGAGGAACUCAUGUCCAGCUUCCAGAAAGGUCCUGUGGUGGAGAUGGAGGAAUGUCAGAGUGGGUCUGCUCCACCCACUGCCCACGCUGAUGACCUCAUCACACAGUGCCAGGGUGAAGCAGAGAACCCGGGUGACGUCAGUGCUACAGCUGAGGUUCCUGAGGUUCCUCCUGACGUAGACCCGUUUGUGUUCUCACAGCUUCCCGUGGACAUGCAGGCGGAGCUGCUAACGGAGUGGAGGCGGAGCAAACUCACACUAAAGAUCUCUCAGAAACACACGAGCAGACGCACGACCACGUCUACGAAGCGACCUGUGGCGAAGCGCUCUCACAGCUCCAGCCUGCUCCAGUACUUCAAACCCUCGUCUGAUAAACCCUCCUGAGAUCUUCUCAGCCUGGGGAAUGGAGUGUAGGACUUAUGGUUGUGAUUAUUUCAAGUGUGAAUCUUUUAUAUUUAGAUGGUUUUGUAAAAAGGUUUGUUAAUAAAACAUGAAGAUGA